ACAAAGCAAAUUGACAUCGAUUUUCAAUGUCAAGUGACAUUGAUUUUCAAUUUUUGUCAUCGGUUCUCAAACUUGGUGUUCACAAAGAAAAUCGUUGUCAAAUGACAUCCAAAAUCGAUUUUCAAUUUGCAAUCAAUGACACUGAAAUUGACAUUGAUAUUGGGCAUUGUCAAAUUGAAAAUUGAUGACAAUCACCAUGGUAAGAAAACAAUAUGGCCGACAUUGAAAGACGUCUUCGUCGCGCUCGAUACUUAAAUGAAUUGUUUCCAAUGGAUAGGAGAGUUUUCCGUGAUCGAACGAACCCAUUGGAAACUUUGUCCCCGAUGGAAAUUCGUGAACGGUACCGGUUUUUCCCGGAAACUAUUCUGUUUCUUGUCAACAUGCUGAAUUUGGAGAGGGCUACUGAACGUUCUUGUCCUCUUCCGCCGCUCAUUUCAACUUUAGCGGCAUUGCAUUUCCUUGCAACUGGCACACACCACAUUGUGACGGCAGGGCUUCAUGGAAUCUCAAGGUCCAGGACGGUGCAAAAACAGUUUUACAACAUCGCUGGUUUCCCCCAAGUGGUUGGUGUUGUUGAUGGGACACAUAUCCGUAUUCAAGCGCCUAGCGCCAACGAAGACGAUUAUAUGAACAGAAAGGGAUUUCACUCCCUUAAUGUACAGAUGAUUUGUGAUGCCACUUUUCGGUUUGUUGACGUAGUCGCAAAGUGGCCUGGGAGCGUUCACGAUUCAAGGAUCUUUCAUGAAAGCGCCAUACGUCAGCGUUUUGAAAGAGGUGAAAUCGACGGUCUUCUGCUUGGUGACUCUGGCUAUGGAUGCAAGAGGUAUCUUAUGACACCAUAUCAAAACACCGACAGUCCUUGUAAGGAACGGUUUAACAUAUCCUUAUGUCGAACAAGAGUGGUGAUCGAGCAAGCUUUUGGCGUUCUCAAGCGUAGGUUUCCAUGUCUACAUUAUGGACUUAGAGUAAAACCUGACAGAGCAGCCAAAAUAACAGUCGCGUGUGUCAUUCUUCAUAACAUUGGAUUAGAGAGGCAAGACAUGUUUUCACGAACAUGUGAGGAUGACACGGAUCAGCCACAUGUUGUUUAUGAAGGAGAUGGGUCUGGAAACAGUUACAGAGACCACAUCGCAGAAUCUUUCUUUUAAGAACAUAUAGUUAUAUAAUAACAAGGGCUGUAUGCAAAACAUUCACAGUCAUUUUGAAGAUAACUAAACAAAGAUUCAUUCACAUAAUGAUAAACUAACAAAGUAUUAUAUCAAUAGCAAAAAGAUAAGAGAAGGAUCACCGAGGCUGCAGAUCAAGAAAGACAAGUUAGAACAAAAGAAUAGGCAUAUCAACAGUAUUAUUCAUUUAAACAGGUAUAUUGGAAACUAGAAAUGUGUCUUAAAUGCUAAAGACAAAUGCAUUUUAAAUAUUUCACCGGACACAAAUAUAUCUUGAGUCAAACAUGUUUCAAGGGGCAUAUUGACUGCUAACAACAAGUUAAAUGGAUAUUAUUUGCAGCAAAAGCUACAAAGGACUGAUUCAUGCAUGCUAUGUGAAUUACAUAUAUAAAUAAUGUAUGACAUUAAAAUAUGAAUAAGUGGAACACCAGCUGCCCAUCAGUAUAGCACUUUCAUCAUUUACCAAACUUGGUCCUUUAUUUAUGGUAAGUAGUGUUUCACUUAUUCAUAUUUGAGUGUCACAAAUUAUGUAUACAUUUAAUUAAUAAAACAUGCAUAAAUCAGUCCUAUGUAGCUGUUUCUGCAAAUAAUAGCUAUUUAACUUGUCUAUUAGCAGUUGAUAUUCCCCUAGGAACAUGUUAAGUUUAAGAUUCAAACAAAAGAAGGCCUUGAUCCAUUGCAGACUUUAUAUUUGAGUUUAACAACUCUUUUUUUAAAGUAAAAAGUUGUCUCUCUUGCUCUGCAGCCUCUGUGAUCACCUUAAUUCUAAGAUCAUGUAGCUGUUUUUCCUGCUGUUGCCUCUGCAACAGCAGGUCCAACUCAGCCUGUGCACGUCUUGUUUCCAGCUCAAGUAGCUCUUCUUCAUAGCAUCUGUUUCUCUUUCUCUUUUUCAACGAUUCUGGAAGUUAAUUAUACAUUGACAAAUUCAAAUUGUGCUUAAGAAAUUAAAUACUUUCUUCAUUUUAAA
Dreissena polymorpha is the source of this 2133-nucleotide messenger RNA. Its product is annotated as putative nuclease HARBI1. The coding region runs from base 213 to 1148 and encodes 311 amino acids. The record is from RefSeq and is a predicted model, not a curated record. Lineage: Eukaryota; Metazoa; Mollusca; Bivalvia; Myida; Dreissenidae. The transcript is spliced from 6 exons.